Messenger RNA from Nezara viridula (southern green stink bug), 1584 nucleotides. Lineage: Eukaryota; Metazoa; Arthropoda; Insecta; Hemiptera; Pentatomidae. The record is from the annotation of a GenBank genome assembly.
UUGGAAUGUUCAGUUAGCAAUGGAGGGAGUAGCCAUUUCGUAGUCAACUCAGACAUUUGAAAUCAUGAACCAUACUCAUCAGUUCUAUUUAUAAAUAUUAUACUGUGUUUUGUGACUGCAGUGUUUUUAUACUUGUCCAAGUGUUUCCAAACCAUCAAAAAUCGGUGAAGCUCACCAUUGACGGCAGAAAGCAAGUGAGUCAGUGUUGUACAUCUUUAAGGCGUGGCCCACUUUGUAUAAAUAGUCCAUACUAGGACUAUUUAUACAAAGUGCUCUCUCAGUUUAAUUGCUAUGGCAGCUACACGAAAAAAAUUAGUUAUUGUUGGAGAUGGUGCUUGUGGUAAAACAUGUUUGCUCAUAGUCUUCAGCAAAGAUCAGUUCCCUGAAGUCUAUGUACCGACCGUGUUUGAAAACUAUGUAGCAGAUAUUGAAGUUGAUAACAAGCAAGUUGAGUUGGCUUUAUGGGAUACUGCUGGCCAAGAAGAUUAUGAUCGACUGAGGCCACUUUCCUAUCCUGAUACCGAUGUCAUCUUAAUGAGUUUUUCAAUUGACUCUCCUGAUUCAUUGGAAAACAUACCAGAGAAAUGGACACCAGAGGUCAAACACUUUUGUCCAAAUGUUCCCAUAAUACUAGUUGGUAAUAAAAAGGACUUGAGGAAUGACCCUAACACCAUUAAGGAACUGGCAAAGAUGAAACAAGAGCCAGUUAAACCCGAAGAAGGCCGAGCCAUGGCAGACAAAAUUAAUGCCCACGAUUAUUUGGAGUGCUCAGCCAAAACUAAAGAAGGGGUCAGACAAGUAUUUGAAACUGCCACAAGAGCUGCUCUUAUUAAUAAAAAGCCUAAGAUGCAUCGCAAAUUAUGUAGACUUUUAUAGACUUAAAAGCUCAGUGAGCUUUAUACUAAAAGUGAAGUAUUAUUUACAAACAAGAAUUAAUUGUUCUAUGCUGUUGAGUUGUAUUUAUGUAUAAAAUUCUUAACAUCGAAGUGUUUACAUAUUAGGAUCAUUUUAAUAUGGUUUCUUGCAUGCAACUUGAUACUUGAAAUUUCUUAAAUGCUAAAACUAGAAAAUUUCACAACCUUUCAGACUUCGCUAGCUUCUGUCUAUCUACGCUUUUGAUCUGUAGCGCUAAAGAGAACUGUGGGAGACUAAAGUUUUAAAGAUCAUGCAUGAAUGUCGUAUAACUAUCAUGUUUGUGAUUUAUGAUAGUUCAAUUACACGACAAUCUUACCUAUAUUAUAAUUUAUUAAAAGAGAUUUUUUUUUUUUGUAUUAAAUAUUUAUUUCAAUUACUUUCCAAAUUCAUGCAUAAUUGAUUUGUUUUUAUCAAGACCCAAUCUCUAAUACUAGUUUAUUUUUUUGUCUAAAUAAAUAUGUAACCUUUAUAGUAACUUAAAAUAAGUUUUUUUAAUGUAUAUUAUAAAUGAAAAGCGUACAUUUAGAUUACAUUGUAAUUUAUACGAUUUCAUCGUAUAAGUUGUAAUUUAAGUACUUGAUCUUCUGAAAUUUAAUCGCACAAGAACUCUCUCUGUUUACAUAUUUUUAUGUUUAUGUAUUGAUAUAUAUUUUAACUAUUGAAUAAAAU